UCGACUGUCAUUUGACGCCAAACGCGCGUCGCACGCAGAACACCCGAGAUAUUCCCUCCGAUUCCAGUAUAUUUUAUUGUAUUCAAGUCUUGGCUGACAAACGAUCCUCAUAGGAGCAUUAAGAAAUGGUGCAUUAUCUGGGGCUCCUGCUGCUUGGAGUGCUCUGUUGUUGGCCAGCCGCCAUUCUGGCCAAUGAUCAGCCUUCUCGAAUCGUCUGCUACUUCAGCAACUGGGCUGUUUAUCGACCUGGAAUCGGUCGCUAUGGAUUGGAGGAUGUUCCCGCCGACAUGUGCACUCAUCUCAUUUACUCCUUCAUCGGUGUCAACGACAAAAGCUGGGAUGUCCUUGUAAUCGAUCCAGAUCUGGAUGUGGAUCAAAAGGGAUUCAGCAAGUUUACCCAGCUGAAGAAGAGCCAUCCCAAUCUGAAACUCGAAGUGGCAGUGGGUGGUUGGGCCGAAGGUGGUUCGAAGUACUCGCAAAUGGUGGCUGUUCGGGAACGACGACUGAGUUUCAUACGCAGUGUGGUACGCUUCAUGAAGCAGUACAACUUCGACGGCUUCGACUUGGACUGGGAGUAUCCGGGAGCCACGGAUCGCGGUGGCAGCUUCGGGGAUAAGGAUAAGUUCCUGUACUUCGUUCAGGAACUGAGACGCGCUUUUGAUCGCGAGGGUCGAGGAUGGGAGAUCACCAUGGCAGUUCCGGUGGCCAAGUUCCGGCUUCAGGAAGGUUACCACGUUCCGGAAUUGUGCGAGUUGCUGGACGCCAUUCACGCCAUGACCUAUGACCUGCGGGGCAACUGGGCCGGAUUCGCCGACGUGCACAGUCCGCUCUACAAGCGCAAACACGACCAGUACGCCUACGAGCGCCUGAAUGUGAACGACGGCCUUGCACUGUGGGAGGAGAUGGGCUGUCCGGCCAACAAGCUGGUGGUGGGCGUCCCCUUCUACGGACGAACCUUCACGCUGAGCAACUCGAACAAGAACUACAACAUGGGCACCUACAUCAACAAGGAGGCGGGGGGCGGGGCACCAGGUCCCUACACGAACGCCAGCGGCUUUCUGGCCUACUACGAAAUCUGCACGGAGGUGAUGGACAAGUCAAAGGGCUGGACCGUCGAGUGGGACAGCGAGGGAAUGGUGCCCUACACCUACAAGGACACCCAGUGGGUGGGCUACGAGAACGAGGCCUCCAUCCAGAUCAAGAUGGACUUCAUCAAGCAGCGGGGCUACGCGGGCGCCAUGACCUGGUCAAUCGAUAUGGAUGACUUCAAUGGAAUGUGCGGGCAGAGGAACGGUUUGAUGCAUAUUCUUCACGAUAACAUGAGGAGCUAUCGCGUUCCGGAACCAACAAGGGAAACAACACCUAGGCCUGAGUGGGCAAAGCCACCAGCCACUCCUCCUAACCCAGAUGAAGGCCCUAUAAUCCAGACUGAACCAGCAUCUACCACUACCAGAAAACCAAAGCCGAAACCCAAGCCAACUGCAAGCCCAGUUAGCACAACUUCUGCACCUGUGACAAUUGCCAGUAGUAGUACUCAAAAACCAACCACAAAGAAACCCAAAAAGCCCAAGAAGCCACCAACCACUACAACGACAACCACUACUCGUGCUCCUGAAAAAACCACUGAAGAACCCGAAGAAGUUGUGGAUCCCGAGCAACCAGUGGGAUCCCAGUUUGAUCCCAGUGAAAUCGAUUGUACCAACCGGGACUUUGUUCCACAUCCCAACUGCCGAAAGUACUUCCGCUGCGUCCACGGCAAACCCGUUGAGUUUGAGUGCAAGGAGGGCACCGCCUUCCACACGGUCCUGAAUGUCUGCGAUUGGAUCGAGAACAGCGACCGCUACUACUGCACCCGCAUCAAGAACAAAAAAGAGGGCAAUGAGGCCCACUAACUGUCCCAAAAUAUAUUUAUAAUUUAUUCUAAACGCACACUUUAGCAUAGGUUGGGAAAACUAAUUUACACCUAGCAAUAGAUCUUUAAGUAUUUUAAUUAAAUAGCAACAUAGAGAUAUAAAGAAGAUCGACCGGAUUAGGCAGACGAGACGAGAACAAUAACAAUAAAUAUGAGUUUAGAGACCGAUAAAUCAUAAACUAAACGAG
Drosophila ficusphila is the source of this 2100-nucleotide messenger RNA. Its product is annotated as endochitinase. The record is from RefSeq and is a predicted model, not a curated record. The transcript has 7 exons. Gene Ontology annotation, biological process: carbohydrate metabolic process; chitin catabolic process. NCBI's taxonomy places the organism in Eukaryota, Metazoa, Arthropoda, Insecta, Diptera, Drosophilidae. Gene Ontology annotation, molecular function: chitin binding; chitinase activity. Bases 126 to 1892 code for a protein of 588 amino acids. Gene Ontology annotation, cellular component: extracellular region.